This is a messenger RNA of Staurois parvus, 253 nucleotides long. The record is from the annotation of a GenBank genome assembly. NCBI's taxonomy places the organism in Eukaryota, Metazoa, Chordata, Amphibia, Anura, Ranidae.
CCAGGUGCGGACUGACCAUUUGGAAACUCGGGCACUGCCUGAGGGCCCAGGGUCAGUAGGGGGCCCCAUGAGAUGCCUCUGGUACACUUUUUUGUUUUUUGAGUUUAGGCAAGGACACAGGGGCCCCAUGAUCCCCCUAUUGCCCGGGGGCCCCAUGAGUUGUCAGUCCACCCCUUGGUUACAGCCUUUCAGUGAUGUCUGUGAAUGCCCACCAGUGAUGCCUGUCAAUGCCCAUCAGUUCCACCUACCAGUG